This is a messenger RNA of Chironomus riparius, 1217 nucleotides long. NCBI's taxonomy places the organism in Eukaryota, Metazoa, Arthropoda, Insecta, Diptera, Chironomidae. The record is from the annotation of a GenBank genome assembly.
CUCAAAACAAAGAAAAAAUUAAUUACAUAAAAAUCUAACAAACUGUUGAGUUUUUCAUCAAAAUGAAACGUUUAAAAGAUAAAGCAAAGAACCAGCAUCAAGUCGCAUGCCAAAAGACACCGAAUAAAUUCAAAACACUUCCAAUCGAUGUCCUCCUCUAUAUUUUCAAUUUCUUGACAUGUCCUGAAGAUAGAAUGAGCUUGAUAUCAACAUCCAGAAGAACAUUGACAACAUUUUUCGAUGAAAUCGGGAUUAUGAGGAAGAUGACGACAACAUUUUAUAAGAACGAUAAAGUAAGACGUAAUUUUAUCAGGAAUUAUGGAAGAAAAUUGCGAAACAUCGAAGUUAAAAUUGAUCGACGAGUCAUUAAGUUCUUGAAGAUGAUGUUGCCUAAAAUCCCAAAUGUCGAGCAGUUGUCUUUGGAUGUAUCAGAAAUUGAUGUAAAAAAUUAUGUUAAAAUCCAGUUGAGAAAAAGAUCAAUCAGCCUUCCAUUCCUCAACAAGGUAGAGGUCUUCAAGCCAGUUGAUUUAAAAGUCAUCACGAGUUUUAUAGAAGAUUCCAUCAAGUGUGUCAAAUACAGCACAGAGAUCUGCAACUUAAUAGACAUCACUGAAUAUCUUAAGAAUGUCCAAUCAUUUGAGUGUGGAUAUCCGAUUGCAAUUCUGCCACCAAAUGCUACACCUGAUUUACUAACUUUCAACUCAAUUACAAGCAUCAAAAUCAGCAAUGUUCACUGUGGAAGCCUCAAGGACCUCAAUUUACCUAACAUCAAGUUCAUCGAAAUCGACAAACUUGGAUGGACGGAUUUUUACCUUCGUGGGUUCUUUAACAGCAUCAGUAAUGUUGAGCAUUUCAAGAUUAAUGCAAUUUCAUCAAGUUUAGACAUCCCUGACAUUAUUGGAGAAGUUGUGCGAUUGCCAUCUUUAAAGACAUUCAGUUUACAGCAUAUCCAUAAAUUCUCAAUCUACAUCAACGUUGAGGAACACAAAAUUGUCUUAUCUGAUUACAUCCGUGACAAUUGUGAGCCUAUUUUGAAAGCCUUACAAUCUGGCUAUGAAUGGUAUCAAGGUGAAUAAGUAUGCAGGACAGAAGAUAAUAAUGAAAAUUAUUUGUUCAAUUAGCUUCGGCUGUUAUUAAAGAACAGAGAUCAGCGUAUCGUGGUAGAGGAAGGGCCUUUCCCCAACCACGAAAGGAAACUUUUCAUUGGACUUGAAUUA